CCGUUUCACGCUCUCCACGAGCUUAACCAAGUCACCACACAACAACAACCCAAUGAAACGAUCGUUUCCAAACGUCUUGGGCCAUCGCUCGCUCAGCUCUUCCCCGUGGUGGGCAACAGAUCGAGAUUUCCUGCACACUGAACACUUCAGCAUCGACGCAGCAAACGACUUCGGAUCUGCUACAUACUUCGACACACUGCUGGACAACGACAACGACGCAGAAACAGACAACGAUCAGUGGAUACAUUCGAGUCGAGACAACGGAUUUGUGCGAGUUUACCGUCCGGACUUGCAGCAGUCGAGGCUGUUGCGCUGCAGUGUGCAGACUGCUGCUGAGCAGCUUGUUAGGAGGCUUGGAGUCGGACCUUUGUAUGUGCAGUCUAAUGCGUAUAUGACGCGCAAACUGGCGCCGUCCGAGUGUCCGCUCAAGCUGCAGAACGAGCAUCUGCGCUUGUUGGGGUAUGAUGAUGAUGAAAGGAUACAGGACGAGGGAAAGAGAUCGGAGAUUGGUCACUUCAUACGAUUUAUUGUUGGCAAACUUCCAUCAUCUGAGGCGUUGGAUCGAGUUGAAUUAUCGUCAGUCGUUUAUGUGAAGGAGCUUGGUACAUUUAGUCGUUGGAACCGACGUUUGUGCAUUCUAAUAGGAACAAGGUUGCUCAUCUUCCCGUCAACUUCAGAUAAAGGUCGACCUCAUAUCUUUCAUCUCGCAAACGGUUCAGUGCAAGAACUGAGACACCGGAAGAGACAGCAAUGUUUGCUGCUCACGUGUGCUGCACCAAGCAAGAAAAUAUUACUGUCAUUGGGAUCAUGGCAUGAUUACACACGCUGGCUUAAACAAUGCCAAAAAGCUAUUCAGCGUUUACCUAAUGAGGCAGAUCUCACGUGUUGCAGUCUUGAGUGCAUUCCUGAGCAUCUCUUUUCUAUUUCUAAUCUUAGCGUCCUCAACUUGUGUCGCAACUUUAUGAAGGAAAGGCCUCUACUUGAUGAGCAAAGAGUUGGCUACAUCAAUGAUCUCAACCGCUUUUCUAACCUACGAACCUUGCAAUUGGCUGACAACAAUCUUGAAACUUUUCCUCUCACCAUCUAUUACAUCGUGUCUCUUACAGACUUGAAUGUUUCAAAGAAUCGGCUGAAAGAAUUACCAGCAGGAAUUGGAGAACUCCAAAGAUUGCAAACACUUCAGCUGCAUACAAAUAUGAUCAGCAAUCUACCAGACGAUAUUGCUCAACUCAAACGUCUCACAACUCUUAUGAUUGCAUUCAACAACUUUUCCGAACUCCCAGCAGUCGUCUUCCAAUUGAAACAUUUACAAAUUCUCAUUGCAACAGGAAACAACAUUAGUCAAAUUUCUGAUGAUGUGAAGCUUCUUCGUUCUCUUCAACAACUGGAUUUACGUUUGAAUUAUGUGACAUCUCUACCAGUUGAUAGUUUAAUGCGUCUCAAAUCACUCAGCUUGCUUGACAUGCGAGACAACUGUUUAACAUCGCUGGAAUCAUCGAAACUAAAUACAAUUCAACUGCUGCAUGUUGGUAAUAAUCAACUGAGAGUUCUAGUGUUGAAUGGAGGAGAAAUGAAAUAUGUUGUUGCACCAUCAAAUCAACUCAUAUCAUUUCAAAUGCCAAUGAACUGCUUUAAUCUUGUGCAGUUGGUUGUCUCUCGAAAUUCGUUGACAAUGCUGCCAGAAGAAUUGUGUGAUUUACCUUGUCUGGAGCUUAUUGAUGCAAGCCACAAUGAACUGGGUCAUCUUCCAGUGAGAAUUUUUUGGAAUAUGACCAAGUUGCAUACACUUUAUGUUGAUCACAAUAAGCUCACGCAACUGUCAGACAGAAUUGAUAAGUGUCAGAUUGAGGUGUUGAGCGUGCAAUACAAUCGGCUGACUUUGUUACCGCCGUCACUGCUUCUGCGAUUUUACAAACUACGUUAUUUCAAUGCCAGUACAAACUUGCUGAUGUCUAUCCCUGUUAUGGGCGCAAGGGAUGUCAUCUACAAUAUUGAGGAACUCUAUCUGUCAUGUAACGGACUCAAAGACUCAGCGAUGUUGAAUGUAGUCAGAUACAAGAAACUUCGCAUUUUUCACAUUGCAUUCAAUCGUAUCAAGAACAUUCAAGCGAAGACUAUUUCUGGUUUCACUCAAUUGGAAGAGUUGAAUGUUGCUGGAAAUCUUGUGAAGUCUCUCCCUGAUUGUUUCAACAUGCUGCCACGGUUACACACACUUGUUGCACACACCAAUUUAUUGACUUCUUUACCAGAUUUUUCUCAAGCGAAGUCGCUGAAAUUUCUUGAUGUUGGAUGCAACAAGUUGUCUGCAGUUGAAAAUGCACCUGCAAGCAUCAGUCAUUGCCAUUAUGUUGACUUAUCUGGCAAUCACAAUUUGGUGUUGGAUCAUAACCUGAUAUCAGCUCUAAAAAAUGUGAAACAAGUUUUGCUGGAGGGUGUACCUAUCGGCGAUGAAACUGUUCACUUGCUAUCAACACAAACUCACUACGGUGGCACACCGGUACACAGGAGAUGGACGCAUGGCUCAGCAGAGUAUAGAGGAAACAGACCAAAGUUGGCUGGAGCUCAGGUCAAAGUUGCCGAUUUCGGUCAUCUACAUGAUGGAUUGUAUGCUGUGUUUGAUGGUGGCAUGAGCCCCGAGUCAUCGACCAGUCUUGCCAAAACAUUCAGCUUGGUCUUGAUUGAAGAGCUAAAUCAGCAGAAGCAAGACAGUAAUCCGGGUGACUACAUGAAACAAACCUUCUUGUCAGCACACAAGCUGCUCCGUAUGCACGGAAGGAGAACUGGAGCUGCAGCAGCUGCAUGUCAUAUUCGCACUGUUGAGGUUGAGGGUAGUUCUUCUCGUGGGUAUCUUCUCACUGUUGGUAAUGUGGGGCAUACGGAAGUCUUGCUGUGUCGUGAGGGUCAGGUACAUGUUGUUACGACUAAGCACACUACAUCCAGCAAUGUCAGCGAACAAAAGAGGAUUAGAGAAAGAGGCGGUUUCAUCACAGAGGUAGUAGUAGGUCAUAGUGUGUAUCGGGUCUGGUGUACACUUGUUAUUGCUGUUUGUGUAUGGUCUGUCUGUCUGUCUGUCUGUCUGCCUCUUGUCUGUUUAGAUGCUCAUGCUGUUACUUGCCUAUCUGUCAUUCUUGUUUUCUGUCUGUCUCUUGAUAUGUCCAUAUGCCUGUCUGUGUAUGUCCAUAUGUCUGUCUGUGUAUGUCCAUACGCCUGUCUGUGUAUGUCCAUAUGUCUGUCUGUGUAUGUCCAUAUGUCUGUCUGUCUAUGUCCAUAUGUCUGUCUGUGUAUGUCCAUAUGUCUGUCUCUCAGUCCAUCAGUUUAUCCCCAGUCUAUGAGAGGACUGUUGUCAUGUCGACUGCUUGUCCUUCAGGAUAACAAAGUGAAUGGAUUGUCAGUUGCAACUCGGUUGUUGGGCUGCAAUUACUUGAGCCCAUGGGUCGUUCCAUGUCCGUCUGUUGUAACAAUUCCUUUAACACCACAAGAUGAAUUUCUCAUCCUUGGUUGUGGAGGCCUAUGGCGCUACGUUAGUUACAACCAAGCUGCUGCUGAGGUACGAAAACAGCUCGACCCUAUCGUAGCUGCGAAACGCCUGCGUGACCUGGCACGCUCGUAUGGCUCUUCUGCCAACAUCAGUGUCAUCAUAGUUCGAUUCAACCUUCAAGGGAUUGCUCUAGCUUCAAUUGAGCCUCAAUAUCGGGUCACUCUCUCUCCUCCUCGCAAACCUCGAUAUCGUUGGUCAAUGAUCGGUCUCAACAAUCUCACAUCUGGUGACAGCAUUAGCGAAUUGAACGAUGUCAGUAGCCUUUCUCGUUUGCACUCUGCGAGUUAUGAAUGGACAGCAAGUCGUGGUAGCAGUGCUACUGAGUUAGGAGGCAUACGUCAUGCACGGACUCUUCCUAGAAGAGACAGCAGUCUGAGAAGAGAGCGACAAAAUCAGUUUGUCCGACAGGCAGUGCUUGAAAAAGAUAGCGAAUCAGAAGAGAAUGAUGAAGCAAAUGAGACACACGAGACACUGUUGACUACAGUGGCAACCGACACAGAUAGAGACCCUUUUGGAGAUGAAGGUGCUGUUGACCAUGCAGACAACACUAACCGUUUUUCUCUAACAUUUGUUCCAAACACAACGAAUCCUUUCGCCAAGCGAACAAGCCUGACUUUCGACGCAAACAGUGAAGGAUCCAAAUUUCAGUUUACAACCUUUGAUAUGGAUGACGAACGUAAUCAAGGAUGGACAACAACAGAGACGGAACUGACGAACACAUUAGCAGAACUUAAAGAGCUACAAACCAACGCGAUGCACGAAGACACGCGACCUAGAUCCGCAUCAGUCACCGUCAUGCAGCAUCAGCAUCAGCAGCACAACCUUAUGAAACCAGGUGAAUUGUUGACAGUGAGUGAAACAAACUCUAGUGUCCACAUUCCAGAACUGGAUGAAUUGGAUAGGACACUAUCAAUGAUAGGAAGAGAAGUUAGUGAUGAAGACUAAUACAAU
Messenger RNA from Corticium candelabrum, 4489 nucleotides. Its product is annotated as PH domain leucine-rich repeat-containing protein phosphatase 2-like. Bases 53 to 4483 code for a protein of 1476 amino acids. The transcript has 16 exons. Gene Ontology annotation, molecular function: protein binding. NCBI's taxonomy places the organism in Eukaryota, Metazoa, Porifera, Homoscleromorpha, Homosclerophorida, Plakinidae. The record is from RefSeq and is a predicted model, not a curated record.